AUGUCCGAGAGGUCAUUGAAAGGUUGGUUUAAGCUCGCUUUCCAACUUUUAGUUAGCGAGCAAUGGGACACAGUCAAAGAAACUGUCGAAGACAAUGACUCUACGUACAGGUGGCUGAAAGAGCAGAUUCUCGGGGAAAUUCGCAAGAUCGAAAACAAAGCCUUUCGCAGCUUCCUCGGUUCUGCAGCUCUCAACAUUCGUGACAGGUUAAUCUCGCUGAAAUACGUCAAACCCGAUGACGAAACCUUCAGUAAAGUUAAGUUUUGGCUAAAACAUCAGACAGGGGAGAUGGUAUUAAAAGAUUCCGACAAUUCGACUGAUGAUCGGGUGACGGCAUGUAAAAUCGCUCUGCUGGAAGCUUCAUUCAUUCAUUUUGACGAGCCUCAGGUUGUGGCCAGGUACUUUCGUUCUCUGCUGACAAAAUUGAAGGACGUUGAUGGGGUGUAUGCUGCAAUGGAAGAAAAAAAUAACCCCAGCUUAUUAACAGAAGUAAAAGUCAUUAACGAUGCAGCCAAGGGGUACAUUUUGGGUUUGUGUCAAGUUCUCGGCGACUGGCCCAAAUUUGAUAUUCCAGCUGAGGCCGUUUGCGAUGACAAGCCUCCAUAUAAACCCCCGGAGAUAUGGUGCUUUGGUGAUUAUGGCAUGUCCGAUGGGCAGAUGAGUUAUCCCGAAAAAGUGGCUAUAGAUAAGAAAGGCCAGUUCUUGGUGCUCGAGGAAGAUGUCAUCGGCGUAGGAGGCAUUGUCACGAUCCAGAGAAUUCAGUUGUUUAAUCCCAAAGGAAAAUUCUUAAAAUGCCUGCUGAAAAGAGGAGAGGGGAAGGUCAAUGGCAUGGCAGAUUUUUGCCUGACCAAGGAUGGCGGCAUUUUGGUCGCCGAUAAAGUUGAUGGAGGCGUGGGUAGGAUUCAAAUCUUUGACUACGAAGGAAAUCAGCUCCUGCAAAUCUUUGGGCAGCCAGAAGAUGAUGCAGCCGAAAUGUCUUCCAGAUUCACUUGCAUUACGACAGAUCCCGACGGCCGAAUAAUUGCUGGAGAUAUUUCCGGUUUGUGCGUUCAUGUUUUCGGCGCUGAUGGAAAGAGGGUAUGCAAGUUCGGAAAGUUUGGACGAAAUGAGGGGGAAUUCCAUACCAUCAGUAAUGUGAGCUGCGAUGAAAAAGGAAGAAUCUACGUCACAGAUUCAGCUCUAAAUAAGAUUCAAGUGUUUGACGCCGAGGGGAAUUUUCUGUCCACAUUUGGUCCCAAUGGCACUAAUUUGCGUUAUAUGCUGUUUGAUGCUGAUCAAAAGGAGGUGUACGGGGCCGACUACGAUAAUCAUAAAAUCAGAGUGUUCUCCAUGGAUGGAGAGCCAAUGAGGGAGCACGGAAAAUAUGGCACUACCCUGAAUGAGUGUUGGUUUCCGUAUGGUCUUGCUCAGUUCCCUGACGGUAGAAUAGCCAUUGCUGAGAGAGAGAAUCAUAGGAUCACAGUAUUGAAGAUAUAA
Porites evermanni is the source of this 1476-nucleotide messenger RNA. The record is from the annotation of a GenBank genome assembly. NCBI's taxonomy places the organism in Eukaryota, Metazoa, Cnidaria, Anthozoa, Scleractinia, Poritidae.